Heterobilharzia americana is the source of this 669-nucleotide messenger RNA. The record is from the annotation of a GenBank genome assembly. NCBI's taxonomy places the organism in Eukaryota, Metazoa, Platyhelminthes, Trematoda, Strigeidida, Schistosomatidae.
AUGACAAAUCAAGUUGUAACAAAAUAUGAAAAAUUAGAAAAAAUUGGAGAAGGAACAUAUGGAAAAGUUUAUAAGGCAAGAAAUCGAGAAACCCAUGAAAUUGUUGCACUUAAACGUGUUCGACUAGAAAAUGAUGAUGAAGGGAUUCCUAGUUCAGCAUUUCGAGAAAUAUGCCUUUUAAAAGAAUUAAAGCAUAAAAAUAUUGUCAGACUAUUUGAUGUCUUACUUAGUGAUUCAAGACUAACAAUUGUAUUUGAAUAUUGUGAUCAAGAUUUAAAGAAGUAUUUUGACAGUUGUAAUGGUGAAAUAGAUCAGAACACUGUGAAGCUGUUUAUGUUUCAACUUUUACGUGGUCUACAGUUUUGUCAUAGUCAUAAUGUUUUGCAUCGAGAUUUGAAACCGCAAAAUCUCUUAAUCAAUGAUAAUGGAGAAUUAAAACUAGGUGAUUUUGGUUUAGCUCGUGCUUACGGAAUACCUGUUCGUCAAUACUCAGCAGAGGUUGUUACACUCUGGUAUCGACCACCGGAUGUAUUACUCGGCGCUAAAUUGUAUACAACUUCAAUUGAUAUGUGGUCAGCUGGUUGUAUUUUCGCUGAAAUGUCUAAUGCUGGACGACCUCUUUUCCCUGGUUAUGAUGUUGAUGAUCAAUUACAAAGAAUUUUCAAGUAA